AUGCUGCGUCUUGAACUUUCCGGUUGGGGCGUCGACAAGGGCAUCCCAACUUUGGUGAUGGCGGCCUCCUCUAUUGAUGAUGUGAUCGCCAUUUCUGGAUUCGGUGUUGCCUUGGCUAUUGCACUGACUACCGGUCAGUCGAUAAUCGCCACUCUUGUUAUAGGACCUCUAGAAGCGCUGGCAGGUGCCGCAUUCGGUCUUGCGCUAGGCCUCCUGCUUUGGUUAGUGCCAAGUCCUGGUCUCGUAAGUCACAAUUGCUCCCUCUUAUUAACUGAACUUUCGUCUAGCCAAUUUUAUGCUUAA
Molecule: messenger RNA, 303 nt
Organism: Protopolystoma xenopodis
Lineage: Eukaryota; Metazoa; Platyhelminthes; Monogenea; Polystomatidea; Polystomatidae
Source: the annotation of a GenBank genome assembly